AUGCAUCCUGGUGGACCAGCAGGAGGUAAUGAGCGAGGAGAAGAGAGGAGGAGACUGCCAAAAGUGAAGAACCCCACUAAAUUCUGGAAGAACCGCAGAAAGCAGAACCACAACCACACUGAAGACAGUGAGGUAGACGGUGUGGAGGAGCAGCGGGAGGAGCUGCUGGAGGAGGUCAGCAGGAAGCUGAUCCUCAGGGAGGAGCAGCUCUUCACUCAGGACUGUCCCAGUGAGGACGAGGACCAGCUGCACAAAGACCUGGAGGACCUGAAACUGCACAUCUGGAUGGCGGUCCACAACACCUUCACCUCCCCCUCCUCCUCAGAACAGCUUGACGUCCUGAGGAGUGCCAUGGCCUCAGUCCAGCAGCAGGAAGUGCAGGACCGGCGCUGGACGGAGACAGGUCCUGAGGACAGGUUCCCGGCAUGGCGUCCUCUGAGGUGCCUCAGCACUCAUAACACUCUGCUGCAGAACAUGGUGGAAUCCAGACUAACGAAGGCUGCGGAGGACGAGUCGAGUGGAACCAACAGACUUUCCUCACCCCUGAAGAGGGAGGUGUGUUGUCUGGGGAGACGUGUGAGGGACGACCUGCUGAUGGUGGCAAGGACGGUGAAGGACUGUUACCCUGCAAACAUGGACAUCCUGAACAUCUAUGCCGCCCUCUACCAUCAGAGGUUCUCGGCUCGGCUGACUGAACUCGCCUCGUCUGGACUGGGAAUGGACGACUGCAGCUACCUGCUGUUCUGGGUCAACCACUGCUACCCACAUGAUAUAUUAGAACAUGAAGACCUGGAGGGAAAGAUAAAGACGGCCUGUCUGGGUUCUCUGCUGCUGCAGAAUCAUCUGAACCAGCUGGAGAACCAGUACUUAACCCACAAAGAGGACCAGGUGAAGCUGUGGCUUAACACUGCGUUAAAGAAAGAAGAGGAGAGCUGGUUGAGCGGCAACAUGCCUGAACUCAUUGACAGCUAUUACUUCAGCCCGCUGGCCGUAGAUGUCAUACAGGUAGUGAACAGCUUCCUGACUGAGUUCACCUGUGUUAUAAGAGACCAGAGCAAAACUCAGAGGAUCACAGCUCACUUGGAGAACUUCCUCAUCAGCUACAAGAAGAGCAUGGAGGAGUUUGUGAGGGGAAACCAUGGCAACGCCCACUCUGUGAUCAAAGCUCAUCUGGUCUGUGAGGAGCAGUUCAGGGAUUACAUCACAGGUGAAACAGGAAGUCUGUCUGAGCAGCAGAGACGACGCUGUCUGGAAACACUGUCUGCCCUGAGAGAUUGUGGGUACAGGUAUUUCACCUGUCCCAUUGACGUCCAGCUGAAGGUGUGUUACAGAGACCUGUGGACGUCUGUCUGGUUGGACGGCUCACUUCCUGUCGUCUCCUCUCUGCUGGACUCUCUGAGCCGACACCUGAGGGACCUGACUGACCUGAAACCGGCCUGCAGGCAGUCCCUGCUGAGUGUCGUCCAUCAGGACGUGGUUCUUCGGUACGUGAAGAGGAUGAUGAAGACCAGGAUGAAGAGCAGAGAGCAGCAGGGGGGCGGAGCUCAGCGGAUGAAAGAGGAUGCUCAAAUGAUCAACGACUUCUUCAGAGAGGGGGGCUGCAGCGGGUCCUUGUGGCUCGGGGAGGUUCUCUCCAGCAUCGCCGAGGUACUCCAUCUGCAGGAUCCAGGAAGUGUUCAGCUGGAGAUGGUCAGUCUGGCCAGGACGUUCCCAGACCUCAGUGACGCUCACGUGUCGGCACUGCUGUCUCUGAAAACCGACCUAUCAGCUGCUGACGUUCGCUCCAUCAGGAAGAGUGUUGAGGAGAACCGCCUCUUCGAUGUCUCCACCAAUCAGAGCCCUCCGUUCUUCUCCAAGGUCAAAGUAAAAUGGAUCGAUAAUAAGAUCAAUAAGAUGGGACUGUAG
This is a messenger RNA of Seriola dumerili (greater amberjack), 1905 nucleotides long. It is a transcript of the gene tnfaip2a, whose product is annotated as tumor necrosis factor alpha-induced protein 2-like. Lineage: Eukaryota; Metazoa; Chordata; Actinopteri; Carangiformes; Carangidae. Gene Ontology annotation, cellular component: exocyst. The record is from RefSeq and is a predicted model, not a curated record. Gene Ontology annotation, molecular function: SNARE binding. Bases 1 to 1905 code for a protein of 634 amino acids. The transcript has 13 exons. Gene Ontology annotation, biological process: exocyst localization; exocytosis.